This is a messenger RNA of Gambusia affinis (western mosquitofish), 6622 nucleotides long. RefSeq names its product transmembrane protein 265 (gene tmem265). The record is from RefSeq and is a predicted model, not a curated record. Bases 520 to 1575 code for a protein of 351 amino acids. Lineage: Eukaryota; Metazoa; Chordata; Actinopteri; Cyprinodontiformes; Poeciliidae. The transcript is spliced from 2 exons.
GAUGAUGAAGCUCCACUUCUGAGCGACUUCCAGUCCGCUCCGCACAGCCGGAGCCGCCGGAGCAGCAGGAGCAGCCUUCCUCCCCUCCUCUUCCUCCUCCUCCCUUUUCUCCUCCCCCGCUGCUGUGUCAAAAGAUUAACAGACCCCCACACUGCAGGGAGGCGACAGCAUUCGCAGAUCCGGAUCCAGAUCGAGCCUCUGCAGGGAAAAAAAAACCCCAAAACCAGGAGCGUAUAGAACCGAGCCGAACCGGGAAGGAAGACAUCUGCGCUGAAAACGAGGGGGAAAUCUUUUAACUAUGAGACGAGUUUUUGUUUUUAAUUCUUCAGCACCUUCAUCGCGGGGCUCCUCGGUGGAGCUUCUCCCGGAGCGUCAGCGGCCAAAGACCCGGACAGUGACACUUUUAUCGGCUCAUCAUCGGCACUAAAGGAGGGAGGGGGGAUCCACUUAUUGGCCACCGACUGCGCUUUAAAUCACGCCAGGACGAUUGAGCCCAAGUGCAAUACGAAUGGUUUGGGCAUGGUGCCCACGCCCCAGGUGUGCGUAUCAACCCUGGUCACGGUGAGCACGAUGGCGGUGGUGGACCUCUACCUGCUGGAGCAGAGCAUGCUGGGAGCUCGCGGCAUGUCUGGACCCAGCGUGUGGCAGUACGUGGCGGUUCUGCUGGGCGACGCCUGCUUCCUGCUCGCCCUGCGCUUCGUCUCGGCCGGCGUGGUUUCCGAGGCGCAGUCGUCGCGCCGCGGUUUCGCCAACGCCCUGUGGUUCCUCUUCCUGUCGCUGCUGCAGCUGAAGCUCUUCUUCGUCUGCCACAACUACAGGCAGGAGCGGCGGCCGCCCGACCCACUGGCCCGGAAGACGCUGACGCUGCUGCUGUCCAUCUGCUUGCCCUCCCUGUUCCUCAUCCUCACCGGCGCCGAUCACAUGACUCCUCAGCGCAGGAAGCAGGAAGUGCGGAGCCGGCUCCUGUGGGUCGUCGUCGAUCUCCUGGACGUUCUGGACCUGCAGGCGGGGCUUUGGGAAGCCCAGGGCGGGUCUGGAGGCGUUGUUGAGCAGAGGCUGCCGAUCUGGGCGGAAGGCCUGGUCUUCUUCUACUGCUACGCGCUUUUGCUGCUGCUGCCGUGCGUGGCGCUGACGGAGCUGGGCGCCACCGGGCUGCCCGGGCAGAGGGGCCCCCGUCGGGAGGCUCUGUACCCCUGGCUCAGCUUGGUCACCAUCAACAUCUUCACCCUGGCUCUUCGGGGAGCCGGCAUGCUGUGGUACAGAGACUCCCGCGUGUCGACUGUGUUUCUAGGGAAAAACUUACUGGCUCUGGCCGUGAAGCUGAGCUCAGCCUGGGAGAAACACAAGCAGGAGCGUGGCGCUUCAGGAGCCAGAACCGCGGCUGGAUCGGAACCAGAAGCCACCACCGCGCCGCCUAGCCAGAACUCAGAGCAGGACGAGGGCCAGGCUCAGGGGAAAGCUCCUCCUGCUCACUUCCACACACUAACGCGCUCACAAAGCCACACUCUGUCCCACGUCAGCCUGGAGCCGACGGCGACCCCUCUGGGGCCGUCUUUUAUCUCCCAUGAACUGUAGAGAAUCACGCCCGACAUGCAUGCAUGCAAAUACUGUAUGUACGCACACAGAGAUGUUACAAACCCUCCCGCAGACCGGAGCCGGCGUCGCCUCCCAGCAGAUAACAGCGGCGGCAGAACGGGACGCUGUGGAAAUGCAUUUGGCACGCUCGUCUGUUCGUGCAUCAUCGCGCUGGGAGCAACUUGAAAUGCAUUGUUGUGAUUUGUGGGAUUGCAUUUUUAGAGUCAACACUGUGAGCAGCACUGCCAGACUGUAAAGCGUAUUGUAGAGAUGUUGAAGCCUAGUGAGUUCUCUCUGUUGUAUAAUGGGGGCUUAACUGCCUUACCCUCAGUUUGUUGUCCUCUGUCCUCUUGACAAAUAUAUUUUUAAACUUAUUUCUACUUCUUGUUAAAUAUCCGUUAGUAACAAAGUUGAAUUUUUAUCGUUCUUUGGAGAAAAUCUGUGCUGUGACCUUUCAGAACGCAUUUUCUGUCAUUCCACAUUAGAAAGAUUUAAUACAGAGACGAGGUGAUGCUUCAUUUUUCUUUUCCUUCGGUACCAAAGAGGCGAGAUUGAACAUCUAAAUGAAGAAGAUUCCCACUGUACCCUUCUGCACUGUGGUUUAUUGUUUUAAUGUAAAGUUUAACCCAGGUGAUGUUUUCCCGGUUAGGUAAUUCACAAUUCAUUUGAUGUGAAUCAAAAGUAGAAAGAUUAGUCAGAACAACGGUAACGUAAUGUGCAAUGGGGAAAAUAAGUUUAGAACAUGUUGGUAAAAGUAUUUCUAAUGGGCCUUUGAAAUUCACACAAUUAAUGCAAAGAGUCUAGAAAGAAAUGAAAACGAUUACGUCCAUAAGUUAAGUUAUUUAAAAUAAGAAUAAAACAUAUCAUGCAUGAAGACAAAGAAAACCAAUUUCUUCCCAUCAGUGCAAAUUUAUAUCAACUAGUUCAGCUUUAAUUGAUGCUCUAUUAAAAGGUUUCUCAUUACAGAGUAAAAAGCUCCAUUAAGACCUUAUUGUUGCAAACAUAUAUUUCUAACCUUAUGAAUGUCCCAGUUAGCACUAUUCCAGAUUAUUAUAUAAUCUCUAAGUGUAAACAGCACAUUUUCAUCAUGAUCAAGUAUUAAUACUCUAUUUCUGACAGAGAAGGUGGAGGAAUAAUCAAAAGACGAAUUAAACUGAACAAAGUUUCCAUUUAAACGAUAAAUUCCCUCAACUACAACGGUGUUUAUAGACACUCACAGCACAAGACUCCACUGCUGAAGAAAAAACCUAAUUCGGUCAGAUGGGGUCAAAACCAUUUGAACGUGAGGAAGAAUAUCAACCAAAAACAACACAAACGAAAGGUCGGAGGUGGAAGCAUCAUGAUGUGUGGCUGCUCUUCAGCAUUUUUGGGAACAUAUCGUUUAUCAUUUAUCGAGAGAAAAUUCUUUAAAAAUAUUUUGAUAAAUUUCAGUUAUUGAUGUUAAAUAAAAAAACAAAACUUACAUUAUAGUUGAAAAUGUUAUUUUUUUAUUUUCAACAAACACUAGUAAAUUCAAAACAUGAUCAAAUGCAGCAGCUUAGUGAUGUAAUUUACACUUUUCAGCUUUUCGAAUGUGAACAAUAUCUGUGUUUUUGGCGCCAUGAAUGCUGUUCCAUGCUGUCACAGCCAAUUACUUAAAAAAAUAGUUUUUUAAUCAUAAUCUUUAUUGUUAUUGCGAUAGUACAACAAAAUAUCGCAAUAAAACCUUCAAGUCCAUAUCGUUCACUCCUAGUACAGACUAGUUUCUCUAAAAAAAUAUUAAAUAAAUCUUAAUUUCCCACUUCACUAAUUUUUUGGAUGAACUUGUGCUGGUUCUUUUCUAUAUGUGUGGUUUUACUGGGCUGGUUACUGACAUACUGGUGUGACUUUCAUGUGAAUGGGCCCAUUAGGAACAUAUUUACUGGGAACAGCCUGUGUUCAAUACUUAUUCUCCCCAGUAACUGUGAUCAGGAUGCCUUCUGGGCGCCUCACUUUGAAGAGUUUCUGGAUCCGUCCCACUGGAAGAAAACCUCCAGGCUGACCCAGAAUGCACUGAAGGGAACACAUCUCCCUUCCGGCCCAGAAAUGCUCCAGAACCCCCUAUGGGUUUAUUACCUCCACAGGAAGUGGGAAGGAAUGCUGGAUGGAAGUACAAAGUUUCACUUUUAGUAAUUGUUCCUUAUUUUAGAGGAUCUUAUACCUUCUGGGAUGCAAACUGCAAAACCAAAAGGUUUUAUUUUUGGUCCAGCUUUCUGUGCAAAUAUUUUAUUUUGUUUGAAAUGAGACAAAAGGGUAACGCUUCAUUUGAAGGGGUGUGGAUUAGACUGACAUGUUCACAACAUGUCAGUCUUUUCCACAGCCCUCCUAGUAAAGGGUUACCAACAAAACCAACCUAGAAGUAACUUUUCAGAAAGUAUAGGAGCUUGAUUUAGAGCAAUAAUUCCUUAAUAUUGAUGAAAAUGUACUAGUUUCACCGUCUUUACCUUGUCUUGCUAGAAGUACUAGUACUUUUUCAUAUAUAUUAAAGUAUAAUUUAGGGAUGCAGCGACUGCAGUUUUGUGGCCGAUUGUUGAUUGCCGAUCUUUAAAAAGCCCGAUCUACUGAUUUUGUCCGAUCCUGAUUUUCUCUUGCCUGAAUUGCUGCUAAAUGUAGCAACAAAGUUGCGGAGUUGGUAACAGUGGGGUGACGAUUGUUAACUGUAAAUGUUGAUACAAGACCUGAUGGACCAAAAGAGGACAGUGAUUGAUUUUUAGACCUUUCAAUAUCGGUGAAUAAGAUUGGCUUCAAAUGUAAGUAUUGCCCGAUCAGCGAUCUCCCAAAAUUAAUUAAAACGGGGACGAUUUUUCAGUGCAAACCUAAAGUGGAACUAGUAGUUUGUCAUCAAUGAUGAGCUUUUAUUGACUUAAAACAACCUGCUAUAUUUUUCUGAAGUUUGUUUAAAGUGUACUAAGAUAUUUGCACUAUAAACUAGACCAAAAAGAUUUUGUGUUUUUGCAGUUUGUGGAAAUUUUCAUUUGUUUUUUGUUGUGUAAAUAAGACCAGGAGCAGCUUCUUCAACUUAAAAUACAUCCUGCCAUUUAUUAAAACAAGAACUUUUUAUUUUCUAUACCUAAAUAGAGAACAAGUCUUUAAUCUUGAUGCCACUAAUUUAUUUUGGUCAUGUUGACAAACAUUCAAACACUUCUGAAUGUUGACCUUUAUUUGACCAUUAAGGGAAAAAGUAAAGUAAUUUAAACACAUGAACUGGCCAAAAAGAGGAAAGAAAAAGAAGAAAUCAAUAAAACCUCCAGUUUUGUCGAGCUUCUUGUCACACGACCAGAAGAAAGAGGUGAAAUUAAACACCUUUUACUGAAGGUGUGUGACUGGUUUUCUGCCGAAACUCGGCAUCAAAAUCGCUUCUUUUUAAAGGAUUUGGUCACAUUUUGAUUAAUACAAAACAACAAAUAAAAUAUAAACAUGAUGACACAACAAAAGGAGGUUUGUCAAAUUAUCUGAAAGGUUUCCUUCCUCCAUGAUCAGAACAGACUGAGCGUCGUUUAUCAGUCAGUGAGUGUGACAUCAGAUCUUUGUGUUUGUCCAACAGACCAUUGGGUUCGUUGCUCCAGCUAAAGGGAAGAUUCACUGAAAUCACUUCCUGUUCCUCCUGUCUGGAUAAAACUUUGGAGGAAGCAGGAGUUGUUUGAGUUCAGGGAAAAUCUGAAGCUGCAUCUUUGCUUCUUUGCAUCUUUGCUGUGACUUGCAUACUAAGUCAGAAACCCUGAAGUGAUUUUAGCUCAGUGAGAAGCAAAAGUUUACUUACACAAAAAGACUUUUGUAAAAGCCCUAAAAUGUGGUAUGUUUCUUUAAAAAUCUUAAUGACUGAAUGAUUAUCUUUUCAGAUCUUUCAAAGUUUUGUUUUGACUUUGGCUGCUUUUUCACUUGUUUUUGUCAUUUUAGAUGAAUUAUGCCAGAUUCAUCGGACGGACAGAUUGAUGGUCGGAUGUUGGUUGGUUGUUUUGAUUGAUAGACGGAUGGAUUAAAGGAUGGGUGGACAGACAAUUUGAUGGAUGGAUGGAUGGACAGAUGGAUGGAUGGAUGGAUGGAUGGAUGGAUGGAUGGAUGGAUGGGCAAUAAAACAGAAAACCCUAAAAGUCUGGAAAUCAGAUAUUUAGUUUUUCUGGAAAACUGUCAGGUUUCUCCAGACUGAAAGUGAAAAUGAUUCUUUGUGGGCUGAAAACACGAACCUGAAGGUCAUCAGAUGGAUGAUUCGUCUCUCAGGCCAGAUUUUUCUCUGAUUUCUACAAGACAUUCAGAAACCAUCCAUCUGCUUUGGUUUGUCCAUUUCAGAAGGACAACGUCCUUAAAAACACAAAGUCGGUCAGAAAGCAGCCAAAGUCUAACGAAAACCAUGUAAGACUUCAGAACCACGUUAAAAGAUUACAAGGAAGUCUGGCUCCUCACUUUAAAUCUCUCUCUUUAAAUAGGAAAACUAAGAUGUCAGUAUGAAAGAUGCCGUCUCUCAGUCUGGUUGCACGUCAAGCAGAACCAGAACCACACAAAACGCAGGUAUUUUACUACGCUGUUUACAGAAAUUGAGUAAUCCCUUUACUGUUUUUUUAAAACCACGUUGGAUGUGAUUUGUACUUAUAGCAGAGUCUGUCAGUCAUUUUUAAAAACAAGAAGUAGAAAAAAAAAACCUCUGCUUGUUGGAGCUUCUGAUCUCUUAAGAUGAAAGUUUUGGUUUCAUUUUUUAUUUCAGGAGUGAUGGAGCCUUUCAUCUGUAAACGUAUCGAGACGUUGGGCGUCACAGGGUUGGCAUCUGCUGUACGGUUAAGUGCCUUGUUUCCUCAUGGAGCGACGAGAGGCUCACCGUUCGGUGCACCAUGUGGAACUGGGUCAAAAACUGAGAGCUGGUUUCUGAUGCACGUUCAGGGUGAAAACUAGUAAACGUGUCUCAUAUCCACCGGAUGCUGACACUUCAUUUGGGUUUGUCAGGUGAUGAAUAAAUACUGGUUUUAAAGCUAAAGCUGCGUUACAGAUUUGUUCUGUUUUUGUUAACUAAUCAUUAAAAACUUUGGUAAAUCAUCAA